CGAAGUUGACAACUGUCAUUUCCAAAAUAAAAACAUAACCUCUCCACAAUGCCAGUUUAAUAAGUUUUCAAAUCAUGCCAGAAAAGUAUGUAUUAGUCGAAUACAUAAGUUCAGUUAGCAAUGUUCUUGCCCAGACCUUCCAGUCUAUGCAACGUAUUAAGCUGACUUGUUUUGAUGUUUCCAACAAUUAUAUUGUAUUUGGGGCAAGCAGCGGAGGAAUCUACAUUUUUACAAGAGAACCUUGCGAAUUUAUUAAACUCAUUCCCAGCAAGGAAGGAUCCGCCACAAAUAUUUUAAUAUCUCCAAAUGAAAAGAAGAUUGCAAUAAGCAGUUCAAAAGGUCUAAUUGUUAUUUUAGAAAAUAUUUUCGAUCUAAAUUAUGAUGUGUAUUCUGAACAUGAAGGUCAAAUAAUAACUGCUCUAAAAUGGCAUAAUGAUGACCUAUUUUGUGGGGAUAAUAAUGGAAAAAUUUCACUGACUAACACUACAAACUUAUUGGCUAAAGCUAUUUUUCAAUCUCCCUCCACUUCUUUAAUGCAUUUGGAUUCAUGCAUAGUACAAAUCGACUGUUUUUCGAAAUAUCUAUUGAUGUCCACUCAAACUAGAGCUUAUUUCUGUGAUACUGACCUACAACAAUACAGGCAAAUAGGAAAAAAAUUACGAGACGGUAAUUUUGGCGCUGUUUUUUUCAACACACCUUCCAACUUGGACCUUGAAACUAUAACACAUAACAGAGGCUUGUUUCAAACUGGGGAACAUGUUAAUUUUGGUAGUUGUAAUAUAGAUGCCAAAAUUUACUGUGGAAGACCAGGCGCCAGACUUUGGGAGGUGAAUUUUGAGGCUACAGUGUUGAAAACACAUCAGUUCAGGUCUUCCUUUGGAAAUCCUCCUUCUGAUAUUGUUCACGUGGGUGAUAAAUUGGAUGAAAGAAUAAAUAUUUCCAAGUUUACCAAAGAUAAGAAUUUAGUUGAAGAUUUUAAUUUUGGAAGGAUUUUAAACAUUUCUAAUAAGUUUAUUUUGACUUAUGAUAAAGAUUGUAUUUUUGUAUUUAAUCCUAUUGAAAGUAAUCUAGUCUUUUGGACCAAUUCGUUAAAAAAUAUAAGAGAUAUAAGGAUUGUAAACUCCUUUAUUUACAUUUGGAGAGAUAGUUUACAAAUCAAUGUACUUUCUAUUACAAAUUUAGAAGAUUUAGUAUUACAAACUUUAAAAGAAAAACAUUAUUAUUUAUGUACAGAAUUGUGUCUUUAUUAUUCCAAAGAUUUAUACAAUAUGUUAGAGUCUUCAAAAAAAUUAUAUUUACUUACAUCACUUAAAAGCAAGCUUCUGGAAUUGAACGAAAUGGAUUUGAUGGAAAAAAUUGAGCCAAUGCUACUGAGAAUCAAGGAAUUAUCUAGUAACAAAAUAAAAUCGAAUAAAUUAAACAAUGGAAUUGUUUACAUAGAUAAUUCUUAUCCAACAGAUUUAAUACCUGAGUCGGUAGAAAACUUUGUACCAAGCACUUCAACCAAAGCAAAAGAGGCAGUUGAUAAUAAUAUAAAAAUAUAUACAAUGUAUAAGCAAUAUAAGUUGCACCAAACGCAUAAAAAUGUUGAUAUACCUGAUUUUUGUAAAAUUUUUGAGUCUACUUCUAUAUUUUCAACAAUUGAAAAGUUUAUACAGUAUGUUAAAGAUGAACAUGAUGUUGAUUGCAAGCUUUGGUGUCAGGAACAAUGUUUAAAACAGUUUUCUAAAGGAGAUUUUUGUUUGGAUGAUUUCAAUCCUGAUUUUAAAGCGUUUUUAAGAGAGGGAUUUUUAGAACUGAAUGUGGAAAAUGCAGAGUUAACUUGUAAGUGUAACUUUCCAAUACCAAAUUUACACAAUUGUAUACCAAAGUAUUAUAAACUUGGAGUUACUUUAUUAGAAAAUGAAGAAGACUAUAUUAUAAGACUUCCAUAUAUGUACAAAAAUAAGCUAGGCAAUAUCAGAAAUUUUAAUGAUUUACAAAAAAAUCUUCCUUUACUUUUACAAUUUAGUGAUUUAGACAUUCUUAAAUGUCAUGUGAGCAACUUUACAUAUGAUGUAUGGGAUGAUACAAUCAAACACAUAAUAACACUUAAAAAAGGCAAAUGUUUGAACUGUGGAAAACCUAUUAAUGCCGAGUCAGCCUUAACCUGGUCUCAGUUAGGCUUAUUAAUGGUACAAUCCAUAGGUCCUGAAAAUACCACGAAAUUGUUUAAGAGAUAUGCAAAAUUCAUAGCGAAUGGUGAAUUGGACGCCAAAUUUUAUCAAGCUUGCAUUUUUGCUUCAGUUGCAAAAGUUGGUUUUAAUAAUAAACAAAUUAACUUUUUGGAUGAAGUAUUGAAUAGCAACUCUUCUUGUGAGUUUGAGAAAAAUAUGAAUACUUAUCUAAGAAACAAGUAUUUGGGGAAAUUUAGUUUACCUAUGGCCUGUACUUCUACAAAUAAAAUUCCAAAUUGCCAUUACUGUAACUUACCCAUGAAUACUCCCAUUAUAAACAAUCCAUCUAGAUUAAUAUGUGGUCAUAUUUUUCAUACCCUUUGUUUAAGUCAUAACAAUAAUAAGUGUAAUAUAUGUAAUCACAGUGAAUACAAUAAAGUAACUAUUUAAAUUAAAAUCGUAUUUGGACCGUAAAUCUUUUAUUUUUUGUACAUAGACUAGUAAAUUAGAAGUACUGGCAAAAUAGAGCACAACAGAUUUUUUGGAAAAUGUGAAAACAUCAAAUGUACCACAUAAAAAUUAAUAAAUUAAUUAAAUUUAUUAUUUAAAAUACAGUCAGCUAAAACAUUUCACAGCACAACAAAAAUUCGUUAAAUUGUUAACAAGGACAUAAUUGGAUCACUUUGGUUUGAAUUAAAUAGAUGAAAAAUUGGUGUCACUCCAAACCCAAUGACCAGUUGAUUCCUUGCACUAAAAAUAGGAUCAUAGGUUGCCAGGCAACCAGCCACCUUAUCCAAUCGAGCAGCUGGCCGAAAAGAACGUGCGGUUUUUCCCAGGGAUUACAGAACAUUUUUUUCAGGUCCACUUUUUCUUUGCAAUACGGACAUGUUUGUUUUUUUCCCACUAUGCACCAGCCUCUUAUGCAAAAUUCAUGGAAACUAGAAACAAAUAAGUAGUUUUUUCAAGAAAAUAACUUUUAAAAAUUAUAAAUAGAAUAGAAUCCUAAAAAUACUUACACAUGUUCACAAGAUAGUUUGUAAGUAUUUUCGAUGAUUCCUUCCUCAUCCUCUGUAACUAAUAAUUUAUUUCCACAAACUGCGCAAACUCCGGGGUCUAAAUUUCUUGUCGGCAUGCCUUGAGGGGCGUAAUA
Molecule: messenger RNA, 3306 nt
Organism: Brassicogethes aeneus
Lineage: Eukaryota; Metazoa; Arthropoda; Insecta; Coleoptera; Nitidulidae
Source: the annotation of a GenBank genome assembly